AUGUCAGCUCAGAAACCCACUGGAACUUCCUCAGAAGUUUCCAAAGUUUCAGAAGCUUGCACAACCACUAAUAGUACAACCUCUACAUCACCUCAAAGUAGUCCAUGUCUUAAAGGUGGGGAAACAAAAUUUAAUGACAUCCCAAAUGGUUCUACAAUUUGCGUAAGAAUGAAGAGCCAAGCUCAAGUUAGUUUGAAACACAAUACUCCUGUCGAGGUUCAAGAUUUAGAAGAGGGAGAGCUUGUUCAAAACACUAAGCAACAAAAUGCAUUUCUAGAGAAUAGGAAUGCUGUAAAAACAACACUUGAAAUUCGAGUACAGUCACAAGAAACUUGUAAAUAUUUAGCAAAAAUGAAGAACAAG
Ilex paraguariensis (yerba mate) is the source of this 363-nucleotide messenger RNA. The record is from the annotation of a GenBank genome assembly. NCBI's taxonomy places the organism in Eukaryota, Viridiplantae, Streptophyta, Magnoliopsida, Aquifoliales, Aquifoliaceae.